GGGCUUGGUGGAGACUUUCAAGCACUUCUUCAACCGAGGCCACAACGGCCGUGUCACCUGCGUGGAUGCUUCAGCGGCAGCAGACUUCAUCGUCAGCGGGGGCGUGGACUACACCGUGAGGGUAUGGAAGUACGACAUCGUCCAUUCCUCCUACGAUCUCUUUGCCAUCCUGGAGCAAACCCCGCCGGUGCCGCUCAAGGCCGUGCUCUGCCUCCUCGAUGCAGCCUAUGAGUUGGGUGACGAGCGGCCCAUUCCUCAUGCAGCAUUGGCGGAUGUGCUGCGAGUGUCCCAGAUGUUUCAAGUCCGUCAACUCGAAGAGAAAGCAGUGAAGUCGUUGGCAAUGGAGAUCACAAGUGAGAAUUUCCUUGAGCGCCUCGACCUCUGCGUGGAAUUCAACUUGAUUUUCCUCUACGAGCGGAUCCUGCGCCAUCUGCACAAGCAGGGGAAGCUCCUGGAGGUGUGCAGGUGCGAGGAGAUCGUCUGCUACCCGCGGCUGAUGCAGCACAUGGUUCUGUACCUCUCCACGCACGACUUGAAGUGA
Messenger RNA from Symbiodinium sp. CCMP2456, 541 nucleotides. NCBI's taxonomy places the organism in Eukaryota, Dinophyceae, Suessiales, Symbiodiniaceae. The record is from the annotation of a GenBank genome assembly.